GUGACUCCCGCGGUGUGUAAACACAGAGGACGCGGUUAUUUAUAAACACAUCGUGUCUCGCUGUUUCUGAGUUAACACUGCUAAUUAUUGGCGGAGAAAAGAAGCGGAGGAUGGAAACUGAAAAUACUCGGCCGUAUUUCUUCGGAGACAUCGGCUGCUGGUCAGAGAGAACAGAGGUCCACAGAGCAGCAUCUCUCGGGCAGGUCUCCAGGCUGCAGGACCUCAUCAAGAGCGGAGCUUCAGUCAACAUCGUGGCAGUUGACUCCAUCACACCGCUACAUGAGGCCUGCGUCCGCGGACAGGCCCAGUGUGUCCAGCUGCUGCUGGAAGCUGGAGCCCAGGUGGAUGCGCGGAACGUGGAUGGCAGCACCCCGCUGUGUGAGGCCUGUUCAGCAGGCAGUGUAGAAUGUGUGAAGAUUUUGCUGGAGCAUGGCGCCAAAGCCAACCCUGCCCUCACCUCCCGCACUGCCUCCCCCCUCCACGAGGCCUGCAUGGGAGGGAACUCAGACUGUGUGAAGCUGCUGAUUGAACAGGGUGCUGGGCUGGAGGCGUAUGAUCUUUACUAUGGGACCCCGCUACAUGUGGCGUGUGCUAACAAACACACAGACUGUGUUAAAGUGCUGCUAAAUGCAGGCGCUAAAGUGAACGCUGCCAGGCUGCACGACACUCCGCUGCACCACGCCGCUAAAAGUAUGCAAAUGGACAUGAUCGAGAUACUGGUGGAGUUCGGAGCCAACAUUUACGCCAGAGAUCAACACAACAAAAAACCGGUGGACUACACCACUCCUGACUCUCCGUCUGGAACCUACCUACAAUCUCAUGAAGUCACUCCCAUGAGUCUGCAGCAGCUCAGCAGGCUGGCUGUGAGGAAGAAGCUGGGCACCGGUGCUCUGAAGCUCAUAGGUCAACUGGAUAUACCAAAAAUCCUCAUCAGUUACCUCUGCUAUCAAUGAGCAGGAAGAGCCUCCAGGUGGAGCCGGGUGAGCGCUCACAGAGAGACUGGAAACUCGCUGCGCUGCCGCACAAAAUCCUGCAAAGGUGCCGUUAGGGUUUGAUAAGAGUAGGCAGAUAGUUUAGUUAAAUUCACCUGCUUCUUAAAAUAUUGCACCUUAAGAGUCAAGACAUCUGCCAAAAUGAACAAUGAAAUAGUUUCAACUAGGUUUAAAUAUUACUGUCAUUAAACAGUUAUUAGAACAAGUAAUUUCCAUUUACCAGAACUGGAAUACUUGUGUCAGUAAAUGCAAAGUCCAGUCCAAUGUAUGCCAGGAUCAGACUGUAAGAUAUCAGUCCAAUAGUGCUGAGGUGCAAGCCAAGAGUUCUGCAAGAUGUGCUUAUUUUCAUUUUUUAUGGAGUGUUUUGAAUAGCGUUUCACCACACAU
This is a messenger RNA of Scomber japonicus (chub mackerel), 1379 nucleotides long. It is a transcript of the gene asb13a.2, whose product is annotated as ankyrin repeat and SOCS box containing 13a, tandem duplicate 2. Lineage: Eukaryota; Metazoa; Chordata; Actinopteri; Scombriformes; Scombridae. The record is from RefSeq and is a predicted model, not a curated record. Gene Ontology annotation, biological process: protein ubiquitination; positive regulation of protein catabolic process; intracellular signal transduction. Bases 111 to 953 code for a protein of 280 amino acids. The transcript is spliced from 6 exons. Gene Ontology annotation, molecular function: protein binding.